Messenger RNA from Dufourea novaeangliae, 570 nucleotides. RefSeq lists its product as uncharacterized. Lineage: Eukaryota; Metazoa; Arthropoda; Insecta; Hymenoptera; Halictidae. The coding region runs from base 1 to 510 and encodes 169 amino acids. The record is from RefSeq and is a predicted model, not a curated record. The transcript has 3 exons.
AUGGUCAUGGACACGAGCACGGUCCGUCUGGUGAUAUUCCUAGGGAUGUUUCUGGUGUUCGCCGGCGACUACAGUUACCUGGUCUCGACGAUAUUCGGCAGACAUCCGGAACAAAACGUCACCGAGCCGAUCAAAGGCCCCGAAGGACCGCCGAGGGAACCGGCUCUCGAUCGACCGACUCCGAGAAAGGACGGGGAAGAAACCGCGGUGUCGCGACGCGCACGAAUGAUGACCACGAUCAAGACUGCCUGUCUGCCGAAGCUGAUAUGCGAACUGACCUCGUCCGUUCAUCAGGAUCAGCUGAGCGAGAUGGAGAGGUCGUUACUGAACCUGAUCAGGGACACGAGUUUGGGCACGAUGGCGGAAAUACCCUCGAGGUACCAUUUCGCGGCCCAUAUGGGUCAACUGAUAUCCGGCAUGGAAGGUCAGGGAUGCCACAAUUUCUUCCCCUCCUGUCCGUUGCCCGGGACCAGCGUUCUGAACAUGAUGAAGAAGAUCCGAUUGCGCUGAAACGACCAAACCGAGAACUUGUCUUUUCAGAACACGAGAGUGACAACGAAACCUGUGAUA